AUGGAAGAGUUUCGCCAAUUGAUCGAGAACCAACAACAAAGACGAAGGGGGAGAUCGCCUCGACAAAAUCACGGAGGAAGCCAAGAAUGGAGUCGCACACCCUCACACUCGAUAUCGCAACUAAGUCGAGGCAGUCAUGUGCGACGACAUUAUACCGCUGGAGGAGUUGAGAGAAUUGAGCAGGGUUUUGCUUUAAGUGUGGAGAAAGAUGGGGUCAUGAUCAUAAAAACUGGGAUUAGAGCUAUCUACAACUCCCAGAUACACUGUGGAGGUAGGAAAUGGGGAUCAAGUGGUGCAAAAAGGGUGUUGCCAAGAAUUGAAGUUGCAGGUCCAAGGGAAGAGGUCAGUGUAAUAGGGAUAAGGGUUCAGUUGGAUGCCACCGAAGAAGAUGGAGGCCAAGGUAGCAACUCUGGAGAACGAGGUCGCAAAUCUACGAUCCACUCUGGUUGCAAUGCAAUCCAAGGCGAAGGAGAACCAGACGAGGCUAAUUACAAUGCUUACCAAGACAUUGGAGGAUACUCGGAUGGAGCAUAA
Sphenostylis stenocarpa is the source of this 534-nucleotide messenger RNA. Lineage: Eukaryota; Viridiplantae; Streptophyta; Magnoliopsida; Fabales; Fabaceae. The record is from the annotation of a GenBank genome assembly.